Molecule: messenger RNA, 9048 nt
Organism: Clupea harengus (Atlantic herring)
Lineage: Eukaryota; Metazoa; Chordata; Actinopteri; Clupeiformes; Clupeidae
Gene: cracd
Product: capping protein inhibiting regulator of actin dynamics
Biological process (GO): maintenance of gastrointestinal epithelium; negative regulation of barbed-end actin filament capping
Source: RefSeq, a predicted model, not a curated record
CUCCAGGGUGCACCUCUGCAACGGCUAGUGUUUCAGCUGGGAAGAAAAGUGGUCUUGAAUUUAUGGCUCUGCGUCAGUUUCAGUGUGACAUGGCAAUUCUGGACACUGAUUCAGUUGUCUCUUUCUCUCUCAGAGAAGUUUCAUUCUCAAAAUCUGAAGACAUGGCAGGGAACCCAGCUAUCAUUAUGCAGGCUGUAUGCAGAGAUGGCUGAGAUUUGACCACAGUCACACACAGACUUUUGUGAAACCCUGAGACCUCGAGUUUGAACUACAACAGUGUGAUUGUAAAACAACCAAAAACCAGAGUGUCUUCAGCAAGCGGAGAUGCUGUGAAUCGGCCUAUUCACACUGACCUCUUGCUCCGAUGUUCCGUGGAAUGUGUUUCCUGACUCCCUUCGCUAAUAUCUCUGGAGUGUGUUUCGUGGGAGUAUCGUUGUUGUUAUUAUUAAAUGCGGUCUGCACGAUCUCGGCCCCGAUGCCAGCAUGUAGCUAGAGGGAAUCACUCUGCUCUUUGAAGUGCAAUGCAUCUGAAGUGCAGCCAGGAGUCAGUGCCACGAGAUCACUGGGGUCCCUGAGGGCUGAUUACCAUAACUUCUGUCAGACAAUUCAAUGAAACUACACCAUACAUAAGGGACUGCAGUAGCCGCAAGACACGGGUCAGUGAUAGCCUCGGUGACGGCUCAGUACAGUUGGCUGAUACAGCCUAUGAACCUGGACCAAAGUGGCAUGGAGGCUGCUUUGUAACCCACGUUUGGAUUCAGGGGGAACUACACUUCCAAGAAUACACAUAUUUUCCUGCCACUGAGGAAAAUAUUUAUAGUACACUUCAAGUGUGUAAAGAUUACUAUGCAAAUUUCAAUUUUAUGUUGAAGUAUUCAGAAAAUAUACCCCUUACCCAUAGGUAAUAUUUGCACAAUAGUAAGUGAAAGGGAAUGGUGGAUUGUGGGAUAUUAGGUCCUACCACUGUGGAUCUACGCACCAGUGCCAGUACCAAAACCUAAAGCAGAGUCUUUAGUAUCUGUUUGAAAUUAUAUCUCAGUACAGCUACAAGUUAGUAGUUAGUAGAAACUGCUCAGUUGACUCGUGUUAACUACCUAGCUCUCAGCCAAUCACUGUUUUACCACAACUAACUGGUGUAAAUUAAAUUAAAUUAAUAUGCUUAGGUACCUGCUACCAUUAUAUCAUAUAACAUAAGAAAGGCAGGAUUCAUGAUUUUAACUUUUUGUCACUAACUAUAAAAUGCAAAUUAUUGGAAUUGUAGUUCCGCUAUGCAUUCACGGACAGCAAUAUGAGAAACACACAUACACACACUUACAGUUAAUCAACAACGAUUCUCUUUGUGCAUGUCAGGGAGUUGGAAUUGAUCAAUGGUGUAGUGUUCUCCUCUGCACUGGUUAGCUGGCUAGGCAACAAAGUGUAUCUUUGUUAGCAGUAACAAACACUGCCGUAUAAGUGUCCAUACUACCUCACCAAGACCUCUCCUUCUCCUUCUCUUCCUCUCUCUCUCUCACCCUCUCUCACUGUCUGUCUCUGUCUCUCACUCUCUCUUUAUAUUUCUCUCUCUCUCACACACACACAUACACACAUUCAUGACACUGAACAGACUGCAUAGUUGAUAUGUUUUUUCCCUGCGUAGUCUUCAUUAUUCAUGUCCAUGUGCACAUUCAAUGGCAAACUCACAUGCAAAAGUGUUCCUCUGUUAGCAAUGAUUAACUCGGCUCUUUAAACUUCCUCACUGUCAUCUUCUUCAUCUUCGUCUCCCUCACACACACACCCGUUAACAAACUCUCGCCCUCACACACAUACACAUUGAUAUAUUCUGACAGACUGCAUGGUACACAGCUCUAUAUAUAGCCCUCUUAACAUAUUCACAUGCACAUGGAAAGGCACGCUCAAACAUGAUAUAUCCAGCCACAACCGUAUCCAUUAUUAACCAAAUGUCAUUAUGGAUAUUUGGUGGCUUUGUAUGAAGACAUACAGACAACAAGGUAGCUAGUAGCUACCUAUAACAACGUUUCUUUAUCAUGUUUAAAACACAUACACUUACAUAGGCCAGUGGAGAGAGUACGGACAUUAGGUUUGUAUAUACAAAACCAGGUACAAUAACGGCUGUUACUCACAGUAAAUAUGCAAAGUAUAGUUACUGAAGUCAAAGACAAAACUGUAUAACGCACACCAGUGCAUUCAUUUAUAGUAUGAACAUAGACUAAAAGACAAACAUAUCUGGAUGAGCACACGCACACACUCACACACACACACACACACACACACACACACACUCCAGCUCUCACUGCAUCUGCGCAAUGUGACACCUGACUCCAGGUAAUGCCCCAGUUCCACAGUAACAGCAGGCAAGUGGAACGGCCCCACACACAGUCUAGCAUACCUUUAAACACACAAAUACAAACACGGCACGCGCACAUCUAAACUCCGCACCCUCACCUGCAUCUAAACUGCAACAAGGUAAGCUUGGAUUCUCAUUCACAACAGGCAUAUCAAUUUAACAUUUCUCAAACAUCUUCAUUUGCAAAAUGAAUAGGUCAGGAAAGCAGUACCAUAUACAAUUAUCCACUGUUUAUUAAACUAUUAAUAUGUACUUAUGAACUAAUCAAACUAGAAGUCAUGCCAUUUAGCUGGUAAUGCCAGCGAGCUUAGCUAGAAAAUGCGUAAACUUUAAUAGCAAUGUUUGGCUAGUGUGACAGGGAACAUGGUGUUGACAUGGUUUCAGUGAUGCUGACGGUGCGAGCUUGUGGAAAAUGUAACCCUGAUCACAUGAGCUGGUUCUCCACCCACAUCCACCCCAGCGUCCUCUACCUUUCCCUAGACCUCUCACGUUCACGCUGUUUCUUUCAUCACUGUCUCUUAACUGUCAUUCAUUCUCACACGCGGUGCCGUGUGACUGGGAGUCUCACAGAGGGCAGAACCGUUACUGGGGUUUGCUGUGCAAUGCAGGAUUGCUUGUUGUAGAAUGACAGGGAGAAGGUCUAUGAGUGGCGUGAGUGCUGUGGUUUUACAUUCAUCGUGUUUCAUGUCCAUUGUAUGGGGAUGUAGAGUAAAGUUGUGCUGUUCGAUACGUGUGCCCCUGAACAUGUUGUUGGCACUGUACAUUGGAAUUACAUUUACAUUUGCCUGCAUGCAGACAUUGGCCAGCAUAUCGACAUCCUGCCAUUCUCACUGAUGUGUACUUUGCUUGUCCUGGAGACGUGAGGGAGGCAGUACAUGGUAAAAGACGCAAUUAUCCCACCUCAGUGGCACAGCAGGUUUACUCUUAUUCAUGCCCAUGCGUACAGUCGUGUGUGGUCAUCUCUACAUCGUAGAUGAACUGUUGUGCGCUGUAGGUGGGAUUGUCUAAAUGCUGAUCCAGGGCUAAGUGUGGACUCUCCUCAUAUUGCUUGAAGUGGAAACCUGACCCACGAUCAGCACUUAGAGCGACAUUUCUAACCCAUCCAUCUCUCAUCCAUGUCUCCAUCUCCCUUCUUGUAGACUCUCAAUGAAAACGUUUGGCCCGUGGUUUGCUGCCUCUAGAUACCAUGUGUAGACGCCUAACCGUAAGAUAACCUGUUGAGAUACUUUGUGUUAUUUUUUUUUUUGUGUGUGUCUUGUUGUAUUUCUCCAAAGCCACUGAGGAUCAGCAUCGGGACACGUGACAAAAUAUAGCAAAACAAGAACAGACAGGAAACACAAGGUGCAGAAGAGCAAGUCAAUGUUUCCUAAGGUUUUACUGAAGUGGUGUGCAGCCUUGUCGAGCUGUGCAGCUGAAUUAGAAAGGAGACGACAGGGCAAAUUCCAACCUUUCCGACGUCUCUUUGGCAAGAAGAAGAAGAGGGAGGGGCCUUCUGAGAAGGGCUUUGACGAAUCCAAACUCAAGCCCAGUCACUCUGUGGGGGAUGUUUGCAAUGGGGUGGUCUCAGAUGAUGAAGAAGCAAACCAGCAUCUGAGUGAAGUGAAUCCCUUGGGGUCUCGAGCUUUGUCACAUGACAGUAUCUUCAUCCCUGAGGACUCAGCUGAGAAGCCCAGCGCAGAGCACAGCAUGUCUCAGGAGAAUGUGUCGGAUAAGGUCCGCAGCCUGCAGAGGCAGAUAGCUCAAGGUAUAAAGUUUGGCCAGAAACCUCCAUCGAGGAAGAGUGAGGGUGAUGAAGGCAGUUCAGAUGAAGAAGAGGUCCCCGGAAGUCCUCUGAAGGUGAUGGCACAGGUGGAAACUGAGCCUGCUGAUGUUGAAACCAAGGCUGCCGCACAUGGAACACCUGGGAAGUCGCCUCGUUCCAAGCGCGUUCUCCCGCCAGAGGGCACAAUCGAAUCGAUCAAUCUGGACGCCGUUCCCCAGUCCGGCCCUCGACUGGAUAACGCAGCAGCGAAACACAAACUCUCAGUCAAGCCGAAAAACCAGAGAGUGUCCAGAAAGCACCGCAGGUUCACUCAGGAACUUCAAGAUGUGGACCUCCCAGGCCUCUUGCAGGAGGAAACAGAUGCACAGGGGGCUGCAGAGGAGUCCGGUGGGCCUCCAGAGCACUCUAAGAAGCAGAGGCUCCAGGAAGAUGAGCAAGACCAGCUGAAACACAGGCUAAAGAGGGAGCACGAAGAAGGAAGACAGAGAGAAGAAGAAAGGAAGAAGGCAGAGGAGUUGAGGUUAGUGGAGGAGAGACACCUCAUGCUAGAGGAGGAGCGGAGGCAAAGGGAGGAGGAGGAGAGACGGAAGAGAGAACAGGAGGAAAGGAUGAAAAGAGAGGAGGAAGAAAGGGUUAGAAGAGAGCUGGAGGAGAAGAGGAGAAAGGAGGAGGAAGAACGGCAAGAAAGGAAGAUGAGAGAAGAAGAAGAACGAAAAAGAAGGGAGGACGAGAGAAAGAGGGAAGAGGAGGAAAGGAGGCGUCAUGAAGGUGAGCGCCUGCGCCUGGAAGAGGAGAAGAAAAUCAGAGAAGCAGAGGAGGCAGUGAGAAAAGAAAAGGAGGCUGAAAAACGAAGACUACGGGAACUAGAGGAGAAACAAAGGAGAGAGGAGGAGGAACGACUCCGUGAGGAAGAGAGAAAACAAUUAGCUGAAGAGGAGGAAAGGAUGAAGGAGGAGGAGGAGGAAGAGAAGAACAGACAGCAGGAAGAACGGGAGAGAGCGUCUGUGGCGGGAGAGGAGUGGAAGAGGAAGGCAGAGGAAAUGCGAUGGAAAGAGAUGGAAGAGCGACAGCCCUUCACCUUCAAAGUCUCCUCCGGGGAGAAGCAGAUCCUUUUCCAGAAGGUCAAUCUGACGCCGGUUACUCCAGGCUCGGGCCAGCAGGCAGCCUCUUCUUCUGAAACAGGAGAGGGAGCUAAAGCUUCAUCGUCAGCAGGUGCUGACUCGCCGACUCGCUCCUCAAUAUAUGUGCCCCACACAGCCAUCCUUGUUACCGGUGCCCAGUUGUGUGGGACUGCUGUUAAUUUAGACCAGAUCAAGGACACUGCCUGCAAGUCACUACUGGGCCUGGGGGCACCAACAAAAACCAAGACCUCUCCAGAUCGUAAAUCUGGGAAAACAAAAUCCUUGAAUUUGUCUGCCGCACCAUCAGAUCAAUCCAGCGCCGCUGUGCUAGCAGAAUGGGCAAGCAUCCGAUCCAAGAUCUUUAAAGGUGUAGAGGAGGGGAAAUACGAGGACAAUCAAGAGCCCACACAAAGCCGAAAGGAGAACCAGAGCCGACCCACGAGUGAGGACCUCAACCAAUCACCGUUCCCCCACCCCAACCUUAGAAAGACCCUGUCGGCUAGCGCCAAGUUCUCCAUCACCCCGGCACGGAAGAAGUUCGGAGACUCCAACAGGAACUCCGAGAUACUAUGUCAAGAUGAGAGAGAUGACAGGAGCGUCGAGUCGGUCUCUCCAGAACCCUUCCGACCCGGCCCAUCGCCACCCUCCUCUUCUUCAAAGACCCAAACUCGGGUCACUAAAAGCGUCCGAAUCUCAGACAACUCUGAGGAAUGCAUGUUUGCCAAAGACCUGCCUUCCUUCCUCGUCCCCAGUCCAAAUCAGGGAUCCCCCAUUCCUCAGACGCCAGACACAGACUUCUCGAGCCAGGCGGACUCCGAGGGCUCUGACACCAGGGAGGAGGGUGAUCAGAGGGACUUUGGGGGGGACGAGCAACCCUCACCUUUUGGGAUCAAGUUGAGAAGGACCAAUUACUCUCUCCGCUUCCACAACGAUCAGUCGACGGAGAAAAGGAAGAAGAGAUACAGUGCUGGAGAUUGUUUCGAUGGGGUCCCCGGACCCCUCACCCCAAUGGACCCAGAGUCAGACUCCUCUGUGUUCUCCGAAAGGUCUAGCCCUACAUCCCCUCUCAGAGAGAAUGUUGGUAUCAAGCCCGCAACGUCACCCAGUGUUGAUCCUCAAAUGAAACCCAGCAGAUCUCCGGUACCCUCCGUGCGAAGCGAGAGUGAGCGGUUCAUCUCCAAACCCCCUGUUUAUCAGAAACUCACCACAGCCCUCAAGCCCUCAGAUGGUGCCCCCCCUCCGUCCUCCCUGCUCAUCAAAGUGGGCAGAACGCCCCCUUCUGGUGACACAGGAGACCAGCAGAAAGGAUCGCAACAUUUCCUCUCCGACGAUGAGCGGAGCACCGGAAAGGAUGACGAAGCGUCUACAUCGACCCUCUCGCCUAGAAUCAGCCCCGUGGAGGAGGAAACAAAAGAGAAAAAAUCUUUCUUUCCCUCCAUCAGCAUUCCGUGGAGAGAGAAAACUGACAGGAAAACUGAGCUUAUCAAAAAAGAAAAGCCAUCGCUGCAGAGUAGACACUCUCUGGACAGUUCGAAGGUGCAGGAGAAGGAGGCGGCCGGCCCACUGUGGAUCACCCUGGCUCUCCAGAAACAGAAGGGGUUCAGGGAACAGCAACUGACCAGGGAGGAGCGCAAAACCCAACGGGAAGCCAAGCUGGCAGAGAAACAGUGCCGAGAAAGCGUUGUAGUCAGUCCAACAGGGAGUAAGGGGAAUAGAAACACAGGUCCUCCUAAACCACAGACCCCUGAGGAUGGCAAGAGACCAGAAAGUCUCCUUGGAAGGUUUGAACGUCGUGAGAACCUGAAAAAAGCCAACACCUUGCCCAGCUCUGUCACUGUUGAAAUCGCAGACUCCACUCCGUCCCCGCCUGCAGUGAAGGAGGUGUCCAAGCGCUUCCCUCCUGGGGACUCGCAGCAGGUGUCCACGGAGCCUGCCUGGCUGGCCCUCGCCAAGCGCAAGGCCAAAGCCUGGAGCGACUGCCCGCAGAUCAUCAAGUGACCACCAGCCUCGAACUCUGACCUCUGCCACAAAGCAAAUAAGACCACCACACAAACACACACACUCACCACUUAGGCCCCGUCGCCAUGCACUACUGGUACGAAGGCCUUGUGUUACUUUUGCCACCCUCAUGCUCGCCAAAUAAUGACACAAGCUGAUAACGUCCUGUACCUUUUUCCAGAUGUACAUUCCACCUGGUGAAUGUUCACAGAAGAUCAUGACAGCUCUUGCAUCAUCACUGUGGUCACAGCACUAUUCCCUACAGUUAGCCGGCUUACCAACAACACAGUGUCAUCAGUCAUUGGAAAGUGCCAUCAAAAUUUGUUUCGCGUCUAAAAAAAUUGCAUUAAGGUGGUUGUUCAUUUGCUAGUAUUUGGAGUUCAGCUUUGGUAGAUUCGAUUGUGUGAAGGAAUGUAGAGAAGAUUAGAGACCAGGGUAAAAACGGGGAAUAUCUACUGAAAGGAGAUUCCUUUCGCUGGACACUACAUUCAUUCUACAUUGUUUCAUAGAGGAUCAUAUGUAGACAUAUGUACACCUUCAUGCAGAUGUUUGUCAUUGUUACAGAACUUAAAUCAGUAUCCAGCAGCCAAUCCGCUGCUUGCAAGCCCUGAUGAGCCAAUCAUGUACCCAUUAAUACUUCAAUAGCCAAUCACAGCCCAGCAACUUCACCACACAUACAGUAAUUAGGAUAUCUUCUCAUUUUGUAAAUACACGAGGCAUGUUCACACAUUUCAGACUUUGUUCACAUUCUGUAAAGUUUUACAUCUGUUUAUUAAUAAUGUAGCCUAAUGUAUGUAAUGACAUUAUGGGGGAUUAUUUUGGGAACUGUGUUUUAAGGGCUAACUAUAUCACUUGUAGUGAAAACCUCUUGCAUCAUUCUCUAACUGUGCAACGUGCAUGAAAAUAAAUGCCGGCUACUGUUUUGUAUUGUUUUUUUUAAAUGAACAUUAUUACAUGGCCUUCACCUUUGUAAAUGUGUUGAAUCAAGACAAACAAACAAACAAACAAACAAACAAAAAAACACUUACUACAUCUGACAGCAUUACUAAGUACAAUUCUCACUGUGUCCGUAAAGACUGUGACUGCUGUUAUUGAAGCUCUUGUGAAAUUCACCGUAACGAUGCUAAGUCACCUUGUUAACAUACGUAAAAACUAAAAAAGAGAAUCCGUCUCUCAAUUCAGUCUCCUUGGCACAGUGUCACUGCACUGAAUCACAGCGUUUGAGUACCGAUCCGCUUCUUGCACAGUGUUUAUACCGCCAUGUGACUACGAGCCCUUUCCUUUGGGUUAAAACUGACUGCCUGCUUGUUGUAAUACACACUGUUCUCCCUGUCGCAGAGUGUGCUACCUGUUCCCAUACCAUGCUAACCACCAUGACGAGCAAGCAAGGCCAGAUCGAAGCUAAUGCACCCACCACAGACCCACUAGGGCGGUAUUGGAGAGCAUGACUAUUAAGGUUGAUCAAAACUACUUUGUAGUAAACUACGAGUUAACAGGGUCUUUCACCUCCCCCCCCCCCCGACUUAAUUUAACAUUUUGUAUGUAGGUAUGUAUGUAUGUAUGUAUAGAGUUGGCUCUGAUGAAUACUCCUCAAGAAGCGCAAUUGCUUUGUCCUUUUGUUUUUUUCCCUUUGGUUGUGUGCAAUAGUGUAGUGUAAACAGUGUUUUAUGUAACAUGGAACAAACAACAACAAAAAAACUGGUUUGUUGAUAAUUGCACUUUUUGUUUCACUUAGAGCUACCGAUGCGAUGUCUCCUUAAGUGAUGCAAAUGUUAUGAAUUCUGUAGAGAAAAUUAAAAUAUAAUGUUGAUAUUUGUGUCAGA